Molecule: messenger RNA, 3610 nt
Organism: Scylla paramamosain (green mud crab)
Lineage: Eukaryota; Metazoa; Arthropoda; Malacostraca; Decapoda; Portunidae
Product: ice nucleation protein-like
Exons: 3
Coding region: 1-3573 (1190 amino acids)
Source: RefSeq, a predicted model, not a curated record
AUGGAGCGCGAGGUGCCUGGCUGCGGGCAUCACUGCAAGUGUUGCACGGUUCGGCCAGCUGUGUGCAGACGACCACGGCAGCGAUUGCCCAGGAACGUGUGUGGACGAGAGACUGUUGCCCUCAUGACAAACAUCCAACAUUCACCUGCUCGGAAUGCGUGUGGCAACACCGAAUUAUGUCACAUAAUGUUUCGUGGUAAGGGGACCGGAUGUACUCCUACUCGCAAUGAAUGGAGCAUGUUACAGCGGGCUCUGUCCAGACUUGAUAUGAUCCAAGACUGCCUAUGGAAAGUUCCUCAAAAAACGACGACGACGAAGAAGACCACUCCCGCAACAACUACCACUCUCAAGGUCACUACUACAUCAACUGUGACUUCCACAAAACCAACCACUCAAACUUCCGUUAAACCCACCACUCAGACUUCCUCUGCUUCAAGUAUUAAGACUUCAACUUCAAGUUCCACCCAAUCAACCAUUUCAUCCUCCACCCAGUCAACCACUUCAGCUGCCACCGAGUCGAGCACCCCGAUCUCCACUUUAGAGUCCACCCAGUCAACCACUUCAGCUGCCACCGAGUCAAGUACUCCGAUCUCCACUUUAGACUCCACCCAGUCAACCACUUCAACUGCUACCGAGUCAAGCAUUCCGACCUCCACUUCACAAAGUCCUCCAAUCAGUGAUCCAGGAAUUAUCAUUGCAGUGUCAGGUGACACUGAAGACCAAGAAACUGAAUUCAGUCCAGAAGAGACUGAAACUGAAUUCAGUCCAGAAGAGACUGAAACUGAAUUCGGUCCAGAAGAGACUGAAAAUGAAUUCAAUCCAGAAGAGACGGAAACUGAAUUCAGCCCAGAAGAGACGGAAACUGAAUUCAGUCCAGAAGAGACUGAAACUGAAUUCAGUCCAGAAGAGACUGAAACUGAAUUCAAUCCAGAAGAGGCGGAAACUGAAUUCAGCCCAGAAGAGACGGAAACUGAAUUCAGUCCAGAAGAGACGGAAACUGAAUUCAGUCCAGAAGGGACGGAAACUGAAUUCAAUUCAGAAGAAACUAAAGAAUCCGUACCCACCAGCAAUACACCAAGCCACACCUCCAGUAAACAGCCAUUGUCCGCCAAUACUGCUUCAAGCCACACCUGGAGUGAUAUAUCCAACAACACUUCCCUUUACUCAACUACAGAAAACUGGGAAGGGAUUUCUUCUGAAUCUUGGGCCAAUAGUACUUCAGUUGACAGUCUUCCUGAAUCUACAAUCGAUGCUUCCAUUGAAAUAAACACAGAUACAUCUAAUGAAUCAUCUACGGAAAGUUCAUUUGAAUUCAUAACGAGUACCAAUGAAUCAGCCAUUGAAAACAGCACUGUAUCCAAAACUACUGCUCCCACCGAAUCAACUACUGAAAUGCCCAUUACAUUAGAUAACGUAACUUUCGCUGAAACAAUUGGCACUAUUCCUGAGUCAACUGCAGAAAAUUUUAUUAGUUCAACUACCCAGGUUGGUGAUCAAUCAAACGUUAAUAUUUCAACUCGUACAACUAGUAAAAGUGAAUCAACUGCAGCCCAUUCCAUAUCACCAAGCCAAAUUUCCAUUGGAUCCAUCACUACACUGAGUUCCAUUGGCACUUCUAAUAAGGGUUCUACUGUAAUAGAUACAGUGAGCUCAGUCGGAACGCCUAGUCAAGUUCCCACAAUUGCAACUGGUAAGAGCUCCAAUUUAACUCCAAGUAACGGUUUCACUAGAACAACAAGUAUAUACUCCACUGAAACAAGUAAUAAGGAUUCCACUGGCAUAACAAGUAAAGACUUUACUAGUACAACAAAGGAAAGUUCCACUGCAACAACUAGUAAGGCUUUCACUGGCACAACUGGUAAGGAUGCCUCGACUACAGGUAGCAAAGCUUCCAGCGUUACAGCUACUAUAGAUUCUCAUGAAACAAGUAGUAAAGGUUUCACUGAAACAACCGGUAAGAGCUCCAGCGAAACAACCAGUAAAACUAGUGAGGGCUCCAAUAGAACAACUAAGGAAUCUACUGGUGCAACAAGCACAGGUUUCACUGUUACAGCAGAUAAAAGUUCCACUGGAACAACUGUCAAGGAUUCCACUUUUAUAACUAGUGAGACUUCCAUUAAUACAAGCAACAAACUUUCUACCAGCACACCCAGUAAGGGAUCCACUGAAACACUUAAUGAGGGCUCCACUAAGACAACUAGUAAGGGUUUCACUAGCACAAUUAGUGAGAGUUCUACUGAAACAAUUAAAGAUUCCACCGGUACAUCUAGUAAAGUUUUCACUGAAACAACUUCAUCAACUGGCAAAGGUUCCAUUAGUACAACUAAUCAGGCAUUCGCUGGAACAACAAGUAAAGCUUCUAUUGGCAUAAGUAAUGGUUCCACUAUCACAAAUAAGGAUUCCACUGAAACAACUGGUGAAAGUUCCACUGAAACAACAAGUGAGGGUUCCACUGAAAAAGGCAAUGAGGAUUCCACAGAAACAGUCAGUGAGGGUUCCACUGAAACAGCCAGUGAGGGUUCCACUGAAACAGUCAGUGAGGGGUCCACUGAAACAGCCAGUGAGGGGUCCACUGAAACAACUGGUGAAAGUUCCACUGAAACAACAAGUGAGGGUUCCACUGAAAAAGGCAAUGAGGAUUCCACUGAAACAGGCAGUGAGGGUUCCACUGAAACAGCCAGUGAGGGUUCCACUGAAACAGUCAGUGAGGGGUCCACUGAAACAGCCAGUGAGGGGUCCACUGAAACUGCCACUGAGGGGUCCACUGAAACAGCCAGUGAGGGGUCCACUGAAACAGCCACUGAGGGGUCCACUGAAACAGCCACUGAGGGGUCCACUGAAACAACCAGUCAGGAUUCCACUGAAACAGCCACUGAGGGUUCCACUGAAACAGCCAGUGAGGGGUCCACUGAAACAGCCACUGAGGGGUCCACUGAAACAGCCAGUCAGGAUUCCACUCCAGAAAGUGCUGAGGGUUCCACUGAAACAAGUAGUGAGGACUCCACUACCACAGCCAGUGAGGGUUCCACUGGAACAAUCACUGAGGAUUCUACUGUAACAACCACUGAGGAUGCCACUGGAAUAACCAGUGAAGGUUCCAUUGAAACAAGUAGUGAGGAUUCCACUGGAAAAGAUAGUGCGAGUUCCACUGGAACAGGUAGUGGGGGUUCCACUGGAAUAGGUAAUGAGGGUUCCAUUGAAACAAGCACUGAAGGUUUCACUGGAACAACUGGUGAGGAUUCCACUGGAACAAUCAAUGAAGAUUUCACUGAAACAAGUAGUGAGGAUUCAACUGGAGCAGCCAGUGAGGAUUUCACUGUCACAACCAGUGAGAGUUCCAGUGAAAAAAACAGUGAAGGUUCCAGUGGAACAGCCAGUGAGGGUUCCACCGUCACAAACAGUGAGGGGUCCACUGGAAUAGCCAGUGAGAGUUCCACUGGAAUAGCCAGUGAGAGCUCCACUGGAACAGCCAUUGAGGGUGACACUGGAACAGUCAGUGAGGGUUCCACUGUCACAACCAGUGAGGGUUCCACUGGAGUAGCCAGUGAGGCUUCCACUGAAACAGCCAGUUAGAAUUCCACUGGAAAUGCUAGUAAGGAUACCACAGGAA